Amoebophrya sp. A120 is the source of this 525-nucleotide messenger RNA. The record is from the annotation of a GenBank genome assembly. NCBI's taxonomy places the organism in Eukaryota, Dinophyceae, Syndiniales, Amoebophryaceae.
GUUGCAAUUGAUCCGAUCCGCGAUGGACCGACAUUCGUUACCGUACGAACUCCAGCGAAGAGUACUCCAAUUCCACCUGUACAGCUACAUGAACCACGACUGCCACACCUACUAUCAAAAGGAAAAAUUCCCCCUCCCCAUAUCAAAACGGAAAUCUGUGAUGCAGAUUUGUUGUCACAAAUCAGCUUUGUCAUGCUACACGGGAAAAGAUGCGGACGGUAGUGCUCGGUGGCGUGGGGGAGCCUUGCACCUUCAGCAUGAUAGGAGGCAGCUGAGAGUGGGAAACAUCAUGACAAAUUGCCUGCAAACGAGACCACGACUGCGGCUCUUGGCCUUCUAGCAUGACAAGUCGACUUGGUACCUCAAAUCCUGCAUCACAGAUUUCCAUUUCGAUAUGGGAGGGGGGGGCUUUUCCGUUUGAUACCUACGACCGGUUGUUGGACGCGACGGCGUUGUCCACCAAUUUGAAAGUGGAAAUCAAGCUGUGGAUUUUCCGGGGGUUGAUUCGCCACGUGCCGUUUUUCC